Austrofundulus limnaeus is the source of this 967-nucleotide messenger RNA. It is a transcript of the gene endog, whose product is annotated as endonuclease G. The record is from RefSeq and is a predicted model, not a curated record. Gene Ontology annotation, cellular component: mitochondrial inner membrane; nucleus. NCBI's taxonomy places the organism in Eukaryota, Metazoa, Chordata, Actinopteri, Cyprinodontiformes, Rivulidae. Gene Ontology annotation, molecular function: RNA endonuclease activity; single-stranded DNA endonuclease activity; nucleic acid binding. Gene Ontology annotation, biological process: apoptotic DNA fragmentation.
CCUGAUGACAUCAUCAACACCCGUCAGGAGCAGCAUGAAGCGAGCGGCUCGAACCGGGUCGACCUUGCUGUUAGGAGCGGGAUUCGGUGCUUUAUUGAGCCGCCUGCUGAGCGGCAGAGACCGGCGGGAUGAGGAGGACAGGCUCGGUGUGCUCAGCCGGGUCCCGGUCAUCCCGGUACCGGGAGUCCCCACGGUCCACGCCUCCGAACUGACGGUGAGUCCAGGUAGCUCAGGAGCAGUGAUGAAGUACGGCUUCCCCUCACUGGCCAACAUCAAGACCAGAGAGUCCUACGUCACGUCGUACGAUCCGCGCACACGCACUGCAUCGUGGGUCAUAGAGAAGCUUAGCCCCGCCUCCCUGACUGGUCCGUCAAACAGGAAGUACUGUGACUUCAAAGAGGACGACAGCGUGCACGUUUUCCACAGAGCAACCAACGCCGACUACAGGGGGAGUGGCUUCGACAGAGGUCACCUGGCUGCUGCAGCCAAUCACAAGUGGAGUCAGAAAGCCAUGGAUGACACCUUCUACCUGAGCAACGUGGCUCCUCAGAACCCUCACCUGAACCAGAACACCUGGAACAACCUGGAGCAGCUCUGCCGCUCUUUAACCAAACGCUACCUCAACGUGUACGUGUGCACCGGCCCGCUCUACCUGCCCAGGCAGGAAGGUGAUGGAAAACUGUAUGUGAGGUAUCAGGUGUUGGGUCAGAACCACGUGGCUGUGCCCACGCACUUCUUCAAGGUGCUGAUCCUGGAGCAGGCGGACGGCAGAGGGGUGGAGCUUCGCUCGUACAUUUUGCCCAACGAACCGAUCGACAACAAGGUUCCUCUGGAGCGCUUCCUGGUCCCCAUAGAGACCAUCGAGCGAGCGUCAGGACUCCUGUUCGUCCCGAACAUCAUGAGGAGGACGAGCAGCCUGCAGGCCAUCAAAUGAACUACAGUUCCCACAAUCCCCUGCUGCUGCUGC